This is a messenger RNA of Eupeodes corollae, 4342 nucleotides long. RefSeq lists its product as uncharacterized. Bases 518 to 3781 code for a protein of 1087 amino acids. NCBI's taxonomy places the organism in Eukaryota, Metazoa, Arthropoda, Insecta, Diptera, Syrphidae. The record is from RefSeq and is a predicted model, not a curated record. The transcript has 6 exons. Gene Ontology annotation, molecular function: DNA binding; protein binding.
AUCUUCGUACUUCGUUUGUUGGAAUUUUCUUGCCCCGGCGACACUUUCAAGUGAAAUUCGUUGUUGGCGCAUUUUUUCUCAAUUUUAAAUUAUACCAAAAGUAUAUUCAAAGAACAUAAACAAUUCCGCAAUACACAAUCGUAUUAUUUAGUGAAAAUAAUAAAUUAACCGAUUAAAACUUCGAUUAUAUAAAACCGCGCUCCACAACUAGCGCGUCCGAAUCUUUUAGUCCAGAGAUAACCUUAAAAUAUCACAAAUCUGAAAUCAUAGGAAGAAAGAAAAACGAUUGGAGCAAUUGCAAUUAUAUUAAAGUGGAACAAAACUUUGCGACGACGUUUCUUGCUUGUUCUUGUGCUUGUGCUUGUGUUUAGCUGGUGCUGGUGCUUGUGAAAAAGUUCAAAUUCUCUUAGAGCUUCGCUAGGUAGGCAAAAUAAAUUUGCCAUUAAACUUAACCCAGAGUCAAAGAAAAUCUACAAUCAUUUCGCCCAAACGAAAACAAAGUUUCCAUCGCAUCCGAAUGGAAGUGGACGCCACGAUUCCGGAUGAAAAUGUAGAUGACGACGGCGACUAUAUUGCCGCCAUGAAAUUGGCUGUAUCCGAAGACGAGGAUGGCGGUGGUGGUGGAGGAGUUGGUGGCGGUGGUGGUGGUGACGUAUGUGACGAGGCGGGUGACGGUGAAGAUGGUGGGGACAGUUCCAUGGACGCAGCCAAUUCCACAACCAAGACAAAAUUCGAAAAUGGUGGCUCUGAAGCUGCUGGCAGUAGCAACAGCAAUAGCAACAGCCUUUUUAACAGCAAUAAGCGCAAGUUAUACUACGACUUGCUGCAGCAGCCAGAGACAGACGAUUUGUUCGGGUUCGACGAGGAGACUGGCAAACCGACGUAUGGCCCCUUGGAAGAGGAACCCAUCCUCCCCGAAAUAGCCGAGGAGCCUGACUGCGCAGUUGGCCCGCCCAAAAAGAGUCGACAGUCAAUUGAGGAGAGCGUAAUUAAGGUCGAAGAAGCUACAUGUGCAUCGCCAUCGCCAUUGCUCACACCAUCGACAUCGACAGCAACAACAGUCGUUGUCACCCCAGAGGCCGUGCCCGAAGCGGUUUCUCCAAGUGUUACGGUGGUACCAGCCGCUCCGCCACCAACACCAACAGCGACACCUGUACCGAUAGCAGUUUCCAAUAAGCAGCGACUGCCCACAGACGAUUUCUACAAGAAACCCUUCGAGUGUGGAUGGAAGCGUGAGUUGGUGUACCGUGCGAAUCCUGAGGCGAGCAAGGACAAGGCCGACAUUUACUUCAUUGCGCCUUCGGGCAAGAAGACUCGCUCCAGAAAUGAGAUCUCAGCUCUACUGGAAGGCGACCUGACAAUCGAGCAUUUUUGCUUCGCCAAGGAACCGCUGGGUGCUGGCCCCGAACUAGAGAUCGUUCGCAGUGCAAAGCCCACAAAUCGUCAAACAGCUGAGGCUGUUAGCACUCCAACAAACACAAGCAGUGGCAAACGCAUUUCAAAACCUAAAGCACCAAAAGGAGCUUCGCCACCACCACAAGGAUGGACAGCAACACGAGCGCUCAAGAAUUCAUCAUCUCUAAAUUCGAAUUCAAAUUCUCUAGCAACUGGAAGUACUGUUUCAGUUUCGUCACCUAAAUCCACACCCAAGUCAUCGAAGAGCAGAAAAAUUGGAGAUGCUUCAACGGUAACGGCUGCGCCAGCAGCAGCGUCUUCUCAACCUUGCACGAUUCAGUGUGCCGCUGCUAUGGGUUUGAUUCCACAUUUGCAAUGCAUCAAGUGUCUAUGUUUGUAUCAUCAUGAGUGCGUCGGUUUGGAUCGGAAGGACAAUCUAUAUCGGCUAGAUACAGAUGGCAGAGGAGGUCAAGGCUACAACCGCAAAGACUAUGUUUGCCAGUCUUGCGUUUCGCCGCCACUGAAUACAAUAAUCUCCAAAGAGAACAAUGUUACACCCAAGGAGCCUGAUAUGCAAAUUCUAUUAGCUGCACUUUCUCAGCCGCCUCCACCUCCUCCUCCACUACCUGUUCCUGCAUCUAUUGCCACUCCCCCUCUUAGAGUUGCUCCACCAUCUCCAAAACAAGCACAACUUAUUGCGCCAGCACCAACAACAGCCCCCACAACAAUCACGACCACAGCAACUGCACCAGUUGUACCCGUUUCAAAACCAAAAUUCACACCUCCUGAGCCAACUGCUGGAGAUCUACCACAGACAAUUGCCGUUAUCAAAGGAAAGAAAUACGUUGUUGUUAAGAAGCCACUGGUCCAACGUCCCACAGCCGCUGCUCUUGCUCUUGCUGCUGCUGCUGAGACCAACACAGUUGAGACCACAGCUGAAAAUGAUGUCAAUACAAAUGAUCGUUCCAAACGCAAUAACUCGUCAAGUGUACACAGAAAACAACACAAUGCAGUUGGUACUUCGACUCAAGCAGUGACAACAGCUACUGCAGCCGUGCAGAGCUCACCGCCUGGAAAUAGUACUGCCCAACCAACCAACAGGGAUUCGUCUUCACUAUCUGCGGCUGCAUCGGUGACAUUCGCGUCGAAUUUCUUUGCAAAUGUCUCUGUAGGAUAUGGUGCUAUUUUGCAUAUAUUCAAAUAUCUUAAGAUUCAUGAACGACCAAGAGCUGCGUCUGUUUGUAAGAUUUGGAAUCUUGUAGCAAAAGAUCGAGCGCUCUGGCAAACUGUAAGAAUGAAGAACUCAAAGGUUGGUAAUUGGGCUGGCUUCACAGCAGCCCUGCGUCGCGGAGAAACUAAGCAUUUAGACUUGCGAAAGCUUUUAGUAUCCAGCACUAAAUUGGAGGAAACUUGGUCAGAAUUCUGCAAACACAUUGGAAUGGUGCCCUCGCUGGAACACAUCGAUAUGUGCCGUUGCUCGGCCAAAGUGGUAGAGAGCAUUUUCCUCACAAAUCCCAACCUGACGAUCCUAAGUGCAUUGGCGAUAAACAAUGAGAGCUUAAAUUUGAUAAAUCUAGACAAUCUGGUUAUGCUGCGAGAGCUGCGUCUACGCACAUUAGAUAAAUGUACGCUCGAAGGAGACCUAUCGCCGCUGCGCUCCUUGACAAAUCUCCGACAUCUGUCCUUAACAUCAAUUCGAGAUUUGGGAACUAAGAGAAUUGAAGUUAUUGGUGAAUUAAAUAGUCUGGUUUCUUUGGAAUUGGGAGAUUGCAAUGACUUUGACUCGCGCUUCACCGAUAGUGUUUUACCCAAACUGUCGAACUUGGAGCGCCUGCGGCUGGAAAUCGGUCAGGAGCAGUGUCGCACAUUGGACAUUUUGGAUUCGGUAGCUAAGCUAGAGAAUCUUAGCCAACUUGAGUUUGUAAAUUUCGACAUUAAACCUGGCUUCGAUGAUAAACUGGCUCAGUGCACAAAUAUCCUCAAGCUCUUAAUCAUCCCUACAUACAUCUCACAAUCAGCCACUACUAAUAACAUCGUUCUUAAUGCUGUUCUAAAACUUCAAGACACCCUAGAAGUGUUUACAUGGGGCGUUACUGUGGAGCUGCUCCGUGUCACAGCACUCUACGUCGACCAAUGCGAAGACUCUACACGAAAAGAACGCCACCACUUCGAUGAAUGCAUUCCCGUACUGAAGCCAGUGCCCGGCUCAUCUGCUGCAGAUACCCCCGAUAAUGAACCCAGCCCCGGAGCAAAUGCUGUCCCACAAAUCGAAAUCCUCCCGCUGGAUAAAGUUGAAGAGAUCCUACGAGACAAUCUUGCAACCACCAAGUUCACAAUAGUGAAAGUGCCGUACCAUGCCACAUGGAAACAGCAACUCGUAGAAUAGUGCUGAAUAAUUUGAGGCUCCAUCUUCCUCAUAACAUAUCCAUAGAUGUGCGACGUCAACAUCGACACGAACAGCGACAGCGACGGCGACGGAAUGAAUUAAUUAAUUUCUCUUUUUUUUGUCAUUUUUGUUUUGCUUUUGAAAGCAAAACUAUUAGGAGGACCUUUUAGGCACGAUUUGUGAUGUACUUGGAUGAUUGAAAACAUCAGUCCAAGGAUUCCAAUUUGUGCACAUUAAUCAAUUAUUUUUCUUUUUAAAUAUUUUAUUAUUUUGAUGAUUUAUUUUUCGAAACAAACACACAGCAAUAUAAAAUGGAGAGAACCAACUGAUAAUUUUGGUUUCGUGUUUUUAGUUUUUGUGUUUCUUUCGGUAACUAAGAGUUAAUAAAAUAAAAUAAUUAUUAUUAAUGAAAGCAACAAUUACAACAAAUUAAGCGUUAUAGAGUAUAUGAAUAUUAUAAAAAUUAAAACAAAAAAAAAAUAAAAAAAUAUUGUAGAACGCAAUACAAUGAGAAAAAGAGCUAAACUUAAUCGAAAAAUAAAGGAGAUUUAAUUAUCUUAU